AUGGCACUUUCGAAGAUGAAACAGAAGCAACUCGACAGCCUCAAUGAGUUCAACUUCGACCCUCCACCAGCUACUUCUUCGAACACAAGCCUGAGACCAAACCUGUAUACAUAUCAAACAAGCCUCGCAGCUCCAGGGUCAGCUGGAUAUGCUUCAAACAACCCCAGCCCAUAUCUUCCUGCUGACAUGGUCGACCCGUUUGUAUCCGGUGACCUGUCACAGCUGUACCAACCUGCCUCAGAACUUGACACUGAAGGCGUGAAUAGUGUUACCAACGGCGCAGUGGGAAAUGACUUUGGCUCCGCGGUUCCAGACACAAACCCAGGCAACGCUUUUGAGAACUUGAGCGAUGAGCAGUUUGCAAGGAUGUUGCAAGCGUCCAUCGAAAGAGGUCCAAGCCCUACUCAAGGUACCGACCAGGAUUGGUCGGACAUGACGACUGUGAAUUCUGUCAACGAGUCAACUGCCAAUGUUGAGACCAGUCAAGCCUGCGCUCCUGGUGCCGCUGCUACAGACAUCGCCAACACCCCAGCGAAAAAUGUUUCUGCCGCACCAUCCACAUCACCUGCUGCGGUCAUUGCCAGCACCCCGACGAGGAAUGUCUCUGCCGGACCGUCUGCCUCACCUGCUACGCCUGGCUCUGCUUCGCGCUCGCUGCUUGAGAAAAUGUCCAACUCUCCAAUUGAGAUACCAAGGACAUCACAAUUUGCCGGCUACCAUCCUGCAAGCCCUGCUCGUAAAAAGAAAUCACCUAGUGCGAAGAAACGCACUGGUGACCCUGGUCCAGCAAGCGCAAAGACAUUCUCUCCGUCUCCACCUGUUGGCCAGAAUACACCUGGAAAACAGAAACUUGGGAGUCCCUUCAAAAUGCCUGGUCUUCCGGCUUCCUCACCAGCAAGACAAGUUCCAAGCGACUAUGUCCCGAUGGAUUGUCUAUAUCCGCCAAGACCAGCGGCUAAGCGAUCCCUUUCAAUGGACAACACAUCUCCUGGCAUGACUGCCCUUCCAGGCUAUACGUCUGCCCUAAACAGCCAGAUGCAGGACAUGCGCUAUCAGAGAAACCGCACUGUGUCUUCGAAUCACAAGUCACCACCAAAUGCGCCAGGUUUCGCGAAUGGAAUGUUUAGCAAUGGUGGAAGCGGGAGUUUCUUCGGGGCCGAUCUGCCGUCUGGAGAGCCAUCACCUGCAAAGCGUGCCCGCAAAGACGCCUUCGGUGCGCAAGCCGUUCUUGCAAAUGCUGCGUGGGAGGAGCAGAUGCGUCAUCAGACCUACUUCCAACAGGCUUCGCAAGCGGCCGAAUCAGUGGGUAUGUCUUUGGCCCAUCAUUUCAGCGAUCAUGUGGUACAGGACUUCAAAUGGCUUGAACGUGAUCGUACCGACCCGGAGCCACCACCAUCAACCAUGGCCCGCAACACUGGGUAUGAAUUCCCUAUUCCUUUGCCGACUGGUACGAUGGGUUCGAUCGAGGAAGAGGAAGAGGACGAUGAUGUUGUUAUCGUUGGGCAGAAGCGCAAGGCAGGGAACAUAAGUGAGGGUGGAAAUGAAACCAACAACAUCCAGGAUCCUUGUGCGCUGGCAGGCCUCGACAUCGGACAGAAUGGACUGCAAUACCUUGGUAUGUUUGUUCCGUACAACCAGGCCCAAUACCUGUCGCAAGGUCCACAAACCCAACUUCAGUCUCCUCAGAAGGCUCAGCAGACCUGUGGUAAAUUUCAAGGUCAAUAUCAGCCAGAGCUUCAAUCUCCCAGGAAGGUUCAGCGGACUGGUGGUCAAUUUGAAGGGCAACAUCGGCCACAGCUUCCAUCCCCUCGGAAGGUUCAGCAGGCUCGUGGUCAAACCCAAGGUCGAGAUCAGCCACAGCAUCAGAUGCACGGACGUGCUCAGGCCCAAGGACAGUUCCACUCCCCCCAAGGGUCAUCGAACUCUCGUGCAUCGAACUGGCAACAAAUGCAGCAGCCGCUACAAGGCCGACGAGAAAUCCCGCAUUGCCCAGUCAACGAACAAGCACAGGGAUUGGGGUCCAGCCUGAGCGUUGCCGGGGCUAAAGCACCAGGGACUCCAACUCCUACAUCUCGGCACCACUCAACCCUUUCGAGAGCAGGAGCAGGCCAGAAGGCUGUUUCCGGCUCUCCUUACUCUGGCACUCCGCGCAGAAAUGUUCAGACACCCAAUGGCCAGUCCUUGCAGACGCCCAUUGGCCGAUCUUUCCAGACUCCCAACAACAAGCCGAUGCAGAACCGAAACCAGUCUUUCUCGCAAACCCCAAACCAGACGCCGCCAAACGAGACACCGGCGGUGCUGCGACAAUUGCAUCUGCCAACGCCAGAACAACCCAUCUCUAGCGGCUCUUGUCCGAAUACCAUGACCGAGACUCUUGAGGAAACCAACCGUCGCACAGCGAACCAGCUUCAAUCUCUUGGUGCAGAGGUGGUGGAUUAUGAUCCAAACAUGAAUUGGGAUGACAACACGGCAGAUGGUUCAUUCGGGGCUCUCUUUGGCGAUAUUGGCCUGCUCACCCCUGGUGCGGGCGAGGGGACGUUCAGUCAGAUGAUGGGUCUAGACAUGCUCAUGCCUGCGACAAUUGACAAGUACAUGCCUCAAGGCGGGAAAGAGGAUGUCGCUGGCGCUGGACUGGGGAUCUGGAGCACAGCAGUCAGCACCAGCAACCACACAACCCAAACAGACGGAUUUGACACUUCAUACCUGGCCGCCAAUAACCACAACAAUUACACCGCGACAGAUGCACUUGUACCAGAAAAUGCUGCAUCAAGCGUUGUCGCUAUGGCUUCUGAUGCAUCCUUUGAGACAGGAGCAGCUAUGUCCACCACCGCUGCAAGUGCUAAUCAGGACUUUUUGUGUGACUGGACAAACGGAUUUGCAGAGGACAAGAGCUUCGAUCCAAUUGAUUUCGGCUUCUAA
Molecule: messenger RNA, 2919 nt
Organism: Fonsecaea multimorphosa CBS 102226
Lineage: Eukaryota; Fungi; Ascomycota; Eurotiomycetes; Chaetothyriales; Herpotrichiellaceae
Exons: 1
Coding region: 1-2919 (972 amino acids)
Source: RefSeq, a predicted model, not a curated record